Molecule: messenger RNA, 1198 nt
Organism: Mus pahari (shrew mouse)
Lineage: Eukaryota; Metazoa; Chordata; Mammalia; Rodentia; Muridae
Product: DCN1-like protein 1
Exons: 1
Coding region: 16-795 (259 amino acids)
Biological process (GO): positive regulation of ubiquitin-protein transferase activity; protein neddylation
Cellular component (GO): ubiquitin ligase complex
Molecular function (GO): cullin family protein binding; ubiquitin conjugating enzyme binding; ubiquitin-like protein binding
Source: RefSeq, a predicted model, not a curated record
CAGGAGGACACCAACAUGAACAAGUUGAAGUCAUUGCAGAAGGAUAAAGCUCAUCAGUUUAUGAUCUUCACACAAUCUAGUGAGACAACUGCAGUAAGUUGUCUUUCUCAAAAUGACUGGAAGUUAGAUGUUACAACAAAUAAUUUUUUUCAAAAUCCAGAACUUUAUGUACGUGAGAGUAUAAAAGGAUCAUUGGACAGGAGGAAGUUAGAGCAACUGUAUACUAGGUACAAAAACCCUCAAGAUGAAAAUAAAAUUGGAAUAAAUAGUAUACAGCAGUUCUGUGAUGAUCUGGCCCUCAAUCCAGCCAGCAUCAGAGUGUUGAUCAUUGCAUGGAAGUUCAGAGCAGCCACACAGUGUGAGUUCUCCAAACAGGAGUUCAUGGAUGGCAUGACAGAGUUAGGACGUGACAGCAUGGAAAAACUAAAGCCCCAAAUACCCAAGAUGGAACAAGAAUUGAAAGAACCAGGACAAUUUAAGGAUUUUUACCAGUUUACUUUUAAUUUUGCAAAGAAUCCAGGACAAAAAGGAUUAGAUCUAGAAAUAGCCACUGCUUACUGGAACUUAGUGCUUAAUGGAAGAUUUAAAUUCUUAGACUUAUGGAAUAAAUUUUCGUUGGAGCAUCAUAAACGAUCAAUACCAAAAGACACAUGGAAUCUUCUGUUAGACUUCAGUUCAAUGAUUGCAGAUGACAUGUGCAAUUAUGAUGAAGAAGGAGCAUGGCCUGUUCUUAUUGAUGACUUUGUGGAAUUUGCACAACCUCAAAUUGCUGGGACAAAAAGUACAACAGUGUAGCACUAAAGGAACCUUCUAGAAUGUACAUAGACUGUACAAUAAAUACAAUGGAAAAAUGCACAAUCAAUUUCUGCUGGCUGGACUGAACUGAAGAUCAGUCCUCAAAGUUAAAACUGAGGGUUGAGACAAAACUUAAGGAUACAUCUUGAACCGUAUCAUACUCCAUUCUUCUACUGGUGAUUUGGGCUUAUAUUCUAGUCUGGGCUACUCUAAGAAUUUAUGAUUCCAACAUUGUGGAUUUCAUCUUACACCUGUGGACCAUCUUAGUCUGUCUUCCCAUAAGUCAUAGAAGCUUGAUGGUGAUUAUUUUGAAGUUUCCAUUCUUGCAUAAAGCACAAUACUGUCUUCAUCAGAAAAUAGUUUGUUAUAAGAAUUAAACAUAAUAAUGAACACCACACACACA